Molecule: messenger RNA, 2323 nt
Organism: Pangasianodon hypophthalmus (striped catfish)
Lineage: Eukaryota; Metazoa; Chordata; Actinopteri; Siluriformes; Pangasiidae
Product: transmembrane protease serine 9
Exons: 9
Coding region: 1-1734 (577 amino acids)
Biological process (GO): proteolysis
Molecular function (GO): serine-type endopeptidase activity
Source: RefSeq, a predicted model, not a curated record
AUGCCUAUAAAUUAUUUCUUCCUUCAGACUGAAGCUCUGCCCCCAAAACCAGCCCUGCCUUCAAAUUUAGCUGUAUCUGUACUUACAGCCUUGCCUCCAUCAACAGACGUAGCUCCACCCAUGACUGUAGCCGUAAAUACAGCUCCGCCUCCACCAACAGACCUGACUCCGCCCACAUUCCCCUCUUCUCUUACAAUUCCUCCUUCACUAACAGCCUCAGAUUUGGCUCCACCCACAGCCCAGCCUUUAACCCUGCCUCAGCUCAUAGCCCUGCCUCCAGACACAGAUUUGUCUCCUUCCACAACCCCACCUCUACUCACUGCUCCACCUCCACAAAGAGCCCCGCCCCAAGCCUCAACACAUCCACAGGCUCUAACAAUACCCUCUACUCUGUCAAUAAACCCCACCUCCCAGAAUUCCUCUGCCAUAACGCCACUGCCCCUCCCACUUCCUCCAGGAAGCCACGCCCUCAUUCUCAACCCCACUCCUAUUCUCACUCCUCCAUCGUCCUCCACGUCUCAGUCUGCUUUAGAAACACAACCUACACUUCAGCAACACUUGUCUGGUGAAUGCCUCCGCCCUCAGCAACUGACCUUUGACCUGAGCCCUAACUUUGACCUUCACCUUGACCUCGACCCCCCAGUGGGUGGCACUGAUCUGUGUAAAGGAGCUGCUGAUGAAGAGUCAGCUGUGUGUGUGUUCAGACUGUGGCCUGCGUGUCCGUCUCGCCUGGCGUUAAUUUCAGCUCUGAUUCCAUUCUUCAUCAUCGUCAUCACCAUCAUCGUCACAGUGAGGUUUGUGUCUUUUCCACCAAAAAUGAGAGACAACAGCGCCUCCUGUGACAUGAAGUGGAACUGCAGCGUGACGUCAGUGCCUUCAUAUACACCUAAACUUCCUGUCAAUCAAACACUAAACACUUCCUCAGACUGCACUGGUCCAGCAGGGGUCUUGGAACGGAUUGUGGGCGGGACCGUGGCUCGGCAGGAUCAGUGGGCGUGGCAGGCCAGUCUGCAGUGGAGGGGCCAGCACGUGUGUGGGGGGGCGAUAAUCACCCCAAACUGGGUCAUAACCGCUGCUCACUGCUUCAUCGAGUAUGACCUGAUGCUGGAAGCUGAUUGGCAGGUGGUGGUCGAUACACUCGUCGUGUCUGAUGUGUCACACGGUCGGCGCUACAACACACUGCGCAUACACACACACCCCAAAUACUCAAAACAAACCAACGACUACGACCUCGGCCUGCUGCUCACACACACUGCCAUGAGGAUGGGGGACAGUGUGCGCCCUGUGUGUUUGCCGAUUAUUCCUCAGUCAUUCCCCGUCGGCUCGUCCUGCUGGGUGACCGGGUGGGGCUUCACACACGAAGGAGGCUCGGUGUCGGCUCAGCUCAGACAGGCGCAGGUGCACAUUAUCGAUCAGACAGUGUGCUCUGGUUCCUCAGUCUACGGUUCCUACAUCACUCCCAGAAUGCUUUGCGCCGGGGACAUGGAGGGCGGAGUCGACGCCUGCCAGGGGGACAGCGGGGGACCCCUGGUAUGUGAGACGGCUGAUGGGGAUUGGCGGCUGGCGGGCGUGGUCAGUUGGGGUGACGGAUGUGGACGACCGAAUAAACCUGGAGUUUAUGCACGAGUGACAUCACUACUGCAGUGGAUUAAACAACACACACAGGAUGGAGCUGCGAGCGGAUCAGCGCUCGCUCACACUGAGGCCACAGCGGCGCCGUAUUCCUCUCUAUAACAGUGGAAAUGUUGUAUUAGUGUGUUAUAAAGGUGUAAUCAGCUUUAAAGUGUGUGUGAAGUGGAACAGCAGGAAUGUCGUGUCCUGAACACUGGCACAGCCAAAAUUAUAUUUUGAUAUUGUUUAUAUUUUCUUUUAUUUAGAAUAAUGAACUGUUUGCCACUAGGCCUGAGUGAUAAUUUAAUAUUAAUAUUCUGAUUAAUGACAGAACUUUUCUGAGAUUCUGCAGGUGUUUAUUAAUAACUUCAUUAUUAUAUUAUUCCUGCAGCUUUACAUUACAGUAUACUUUCAUACCACUUUUCCCUUCCAUUUCUCUAAUAAAGAUAUUUAUUUGAAAUCUAAAAUGAUUUUGUUUUAAAUCCUGAGAUACAUAUUGAGGAUUAUAAAGCUGUAUGAUGAUGUAUCACUAAAUCACACACAACUGUUCUGUAAAACACUGUGUCACGCUGACGGCGGCUGGAUUACACUGCGCAUGCGCACAAAAUAACGCCUCGAAACGGCGCAUUGUUUCGUUUCCGGGUUUGGAGGAAACUGAACUGGUUUGUUUGUGUGUUUAAAAUUAAUAGCCAGAAAAGACAGCGAGAGAUUU